Molecule: messenger RNA, 1005 nt
Organism: Aureobasidium melanogenum CBS 110374
Lineage: Eukaryota; Fungi; Ascomycota; Dothideomycetes; Dothideales; Saccotheciaceae
Exons: 1
Coding region: 1-1005 (334 amino acids)
Biological process (GO): protein phosphorylation; intracellular signal transduction
Molecular function (GO): ATP binding; protein serine/threonine kinase activity
Source: RefSeq, a predicted model, not a curated record
AUGUUGACUAUGCGACAUCCUUUCCGUUCGUUAAGCGCAAACAACCACCUAUCUACAGGGGGUGCAGGCUCCGUCCACGAAAUCACCAGCCAGAUCGUCUUCAAAAUCCCGAUCAUGUUUGAAGAUGAGAACCAGACCAAUCAUUCUAGGGCUUGGAUGAAAGAAAACAUCGAGAGACUUGAGAAGGAGAAACAAGUCUACAAGUUUCUGAAUCUACACCCACAUCCUCAUCUUCUGCAAAGCAUUCUCUGUACACCUGAAGGUAUCUUUAUGCCUAGGCUCGAAACAACUCUCGCAGCUCGCCUUUCUUCAGAAACUCCAAGUCUUGAGUUGCAAGAGCGUUGGAUACGACAGCUUGUCAGUGCGGCAGCAUGGCUUGAGAAGCUAGGUUAUGCUCACGGCGAUCUACGGCCGCACAACAUCCUUCUGGAUCGAUGGAGCAACAUUGUAGUUGCCGAUUUCGAUGGGACCGUUCCAAUUGGAGAAGAGUUGAAGCUUGCCACACUGCCUUUCUGCAAAGUCGACGAGGAGUUUGAGACUCUGCCAGCUGGUCCUGAGACUGAGCAGUUCUCACUAGGCUCGUGUAUUUACAACAUCCGCUUCGGCUUUGAACCUUUCUCCGAUCUCAAGCUCGAGUCUCCCGUGUGGCGUCUCAAGCUUGUACGAAAGGAGUUCCCACCUACAUCGAACGAUGUAUAUGGGCCAAUCAUUCAAGACUGCUGGCAUGGCGUUUUCCCUUCCAUCAGUGCUCUCGAGACCGAGAUUCUCAAGAUAUCGGAGCCGAGAUCGAAAGCGGAGCUUCUAUCGACAUCAACAAGAACGACGAUCCCCUACCUACGAUCGUGGUUUCUGCUUGCUCAAUGUCAAGAGUAUCUUGCGCAACAACGUCUUCGCUUGACAGGUAGUUUUGCCAGAAAGAUUCAACUGCGAUGCCAAUUGCUUCUAUGGUCGUUCGCCAGAUUUGGUUUGAGUGUCUUCUGUGGCGGAGAGUCAUCGACUGCUUGA